AUUAAAAAGCAAUCAAUUUGUAGAUAAGUUUGACCGAACCACCAUACCUGCAACCCUAACUUUCUGUGGGUGCCUAAGUUUGAGUAAUUCUCAUAGACGAGCGCUUCCCUGUGUCACGGUUCUCUGACUGGUUCCUCCGAUUUCUUACUUUGUGUCAUUCCAUUUGUUAGUUUAUCUUUGUUGCAUUACGCUGUGUAAGAGUUUGAUCUCCUUAUGGAAGAAGUGUUUCCUCCGUAUCAUGUUUUUAUUAAUCACAGAGGACCUGAUGUCAAGAAAACCCUUGCCAGUCAUAUCUAUUAUGCUCUCGAAACGCAUGGAUUGAGGGUAUUUCUCGAUAAACAGGAAUUGCAAGUGGGGGAUUUCUUAACCCCUGCAAUUCAAUCUGCCAUUCGUAGUGCCUCCGUUCAGAUCGCCAUUUUCUCCGAAACAUAUGCGCAAUCCCCGUGGUGUUUGGAUGAGCUGGUAUGGAUGCUUGAUUCUGACCCAACUUCUAUUAAGAUAAUCCCCAUAUUCUAUGACAUCGAACCUUCAGAACUUCGUCAUGUGGAGAAGGGAGCAUAUGCCACAGCCUUUGAGGAGCAUAGAAGGAAAGGCAGGGUUACCGAUGAACGAGUGGAAAGCUGGAUAAAAGCCCUCGAAAAAGUUUCUGCUAUUUCUGGCAUCCCAUUCAGGACAGAGAUAGACGACCAUGGAGAGCGAUUGAAAGAAAUCGUAGAGACUGUAUUAGUAAAGGUAGGAAGGGAACAACUGUAUGUAUGUGAGUACCCUGUGGGACUUCGUGAAGCGGCGGAGCAUUUCGAAAAGGUAGUUCUGAGUCGAAGUGAAUCAAAGAGCACCCACGUUGUCGGGAUUUUGGGGCUAGGCGGAUCGGGAAAGUCAACUCUGGCUACUCAUCUCUACAACUCCAUGUGUUCCCAAUUCCAGAGAUGUUGUUUCUUGUCUGACGUGAGUAAAGAGAAAAUACCAUGUCUGCAGCAAACACUCCUCAGAAAUCUGCUGCGUGAUAAGAAUUUGUGUAUUGAGGAUUCGCGUAGAGGUAAGGCCUUGCUUCAAGAUCGUCUAAGAGGGUUGACACGCGUUUUGAUUGUUUUUGAUGAUAUAGAUAACACAGAGCAAGUAGACAAUCUGUUAUGUGUAAAGGAUGUGCUGGGAAAUGGCAGUGUGAUUUUGGUGACAUCUAGAGACCAAACUUUGUUUGUCAGUUCUAAAAUAGAAAUAUACAAUGUCAAAUUACUAGUUGAGAAACAAGCCCAAGAGCUAUUCUGCUGGUAUGCCUUCGGCAACGCCAAACCAGUCGACGAUUUGAAAGAUAUGGUGGAAGAGUUGGUUAGUAUGUGUGGUGGUUUUCCUUUGGCUUUGAAAAUUUUAGCCGGGCAGCUCCACAAUGAACGUGACCCAAGAAAGUGGAAGCAGCAGUUGAAAAGCCUCUGUAAACAACUGCCGGAAGACUUACUAGGAAGGAUAGUAAUGGAUAGCUAUAAAUCUCUCGACAAUACACAGAAAGAGGCCUUUUUAGACGUUGCCCAUUUCUUAAUGGGAGAAGACAGAGAUCUGGUGGAGAGGGUUUUGGAUGGAUUUAAUGAUAAUGGUUUUCAAUGCCUUCAGACGCUCCGUCAGAAAUGCCUUGUGGAAUUUGAGCUUGCAGAUAUAAUUCGUUCAAGAGCGUUACAGGUUGAAAGCGUGGAUUGGAGUGUAGGUAUUUGGAGAAGAGCAAAGGGGAGCUUCAAAAUAAGAAUGCACGAUUUAGUGAGGGACUUGGCAAGACAAAUCGGCAGAGAGGAGUCACCUCUUCGCCUCUGUUGUUCAAACGAUAAAAUGAUCUCCACACGGCUACGUUCUUCCCAUCAUUAUGGCUGGCUUGAUCGAUUGAAAGAUCCCAUCAUUAAGGUUUUUGGAAAGGUCUCCAUGUCAAAGUACGAUGUACGAGGAAUUCGUGGAGAUGAAGAGCACGAGUUGCCAGUAUAUUUGCAAAAUCAAGAUAUAAACGGGUUAAAGAUUCUAGCGGUUCAAAAUUCCAGUAUCCUGCAGCAAUUUAAUAGGGUGUCGGGAGACUUGAUAUGGCUUCGCUUGAGUUGUUUAAGGAAUAUUCCUUCUACUCUUUUACUGAGAAGUUUAAGAGUGUUGGAACUUCAUGGCGUCAGCCCUCAAGAUUUCUGCAACUUGUUUGAUGAUCGUGAGCCUCCUUCGGAACUGCGUGCAUUGGAAGUCGCAUUCACGAGCACAGCUGGACCAUCCACAGAUUUUGGAAGCGCAAGCACGAGCACAGCUGGACCAUCCACAGCCGUGGUCAAAAAACAUGGUUCAACUUCAGAGUCAUUGCAGCCUCCAAUAGCUAUUCCAAUAGGUAUUGAACAGAUGUUUCAGGCGUGGUUAGGAAAGCUGAAUUUGAGGCAUUUGGGUAAGAUAGUUUUACAAAAUAUUCGAGGCCUGAAGACACUCCCAAUAAAAUUUGAGGAAGUAACAAAUCUGACACAUGUAGAUCUAUCUGGCUGCAGCGAUUUGGAGGUUUUGCCAAAUUCUUUUACGGAAGAAUUAUUGCAACUCCAAUAUUUAGCAUUGCGAGAUUGCAGGAAUCUUGUUCUCCAAGAUUUGGGAAAAAUCUCCACGCUUGAGUACCUCAACUUUCAGGGUUGCUCCAUGCUAAAGGAAAUGCCCAAAGGAACUGAGGUUCAGAAGUCUUUAAAGCAUUUAAAUGUGGUCGAUACUGAGCUGAGGAAAUUGCCUGACAAUCUUGAACAGCUGGAAGAUCUGGAAGAACUACAUAUAGGGAGCUCGGGAUUGACAGAGAUGCCAUCUUCUCUAUAUAAUUUGAGCAGGUUAACAGAUUUGAGUCUGAUAGGGUGCACUAAUCUACAUCUUAUUGGCAACUCUAUUGAAAAGUUAGUACAUUUGGAAAGUUUCAGAAUAUAUAAAUGUGGAAUGAGAACGUUACCUGUAACAAUUGCACGGGUGAAUAUGAAAAUUUUGGAUGUUCAAGUUUGUCCACUUGAUAUGGAGCAGUUCCUGACAGGAGUCGAUCCAGGAAAUGUACCUCUGGAUAGUUCUCAGGUGCAGGGAAGUAUUGGUCAGAGUGCUCAUCCAAAUCGCCCAGGUUGUUUAACAGAUUUAAUCAUAAGACACAGCCGCAUUCAAGAGAUAGACAUUCCUCAGGCCGAAAGUCUUUUUCCCAAACUUGAAACUGUUGAUCUGUCCUACAAUCGUCUUUUAAGAAAGAUUGGAAGGUUACCAGACAAUCUGAUAAGUCUGAAACUGACGAACUGUUCAAAGCUGAGAAGACUGGCAUGCCUCUCUAACCUGGCAAGACUCAAAGUUCUUGACAUAAGCGGAUGUGAUGAACUAGAGACACUUAAUGUGGAAGGUCUGAAAUCAAUACAAGUUCUUAAAGCCAAUAGGUGUUGGAAACUGCGAAACUUUGAGUGCCUGGAUCUAUUGGACCAGUUAUCCUGUUUUCAAAUCUCCGUUGCAGCAUGGCGGAUGCCGUCGUCAUUUCCCAGAUUGCUGAUCAAAACAAUAGAAAGAGCUGGAGGUCGAGUUUUAGUUUUGAAGAAAUAUCGGACGGAGGCUUCAAUUUUAAUAGAGGAUGUCAACCCUAGUGGUGCAAUUUGGCUAUUCCUUGUAACAGAUAGAAAGAGCUGGAGGUCGAGUUUUGAAGGAGUUAGAGAAUUGCACGGAGGCUUCAUUUUUAAUAGAGGAUAUCAAGCCGAGCAGUGCAAUUUGGCUAUUCCUUGUAACAGAUAGGAAUUGUGAGAUUGAAGUAUCAUUCCUUGGUCAUACUUACAUCGCCCACCCAUUUAAUAAUUAUGCAUUACAUAUGCUGAUGUGGAGAAAAGAUUCAGAAGUGUUUAAUGACAUUAAAUUCUCCAACGAUGACGCAAGACAUUUCAACAUCAACGUACGCAAUUCAAAACUAUGGUAUGAACUUGAUGAGCCACCAUUCAUAACAGGACGGAUAGUAGAAGCCAUAAAUGGGCAGGUUUCUAAGGAUUUGUUUAAUUUGUUAUCAUCUUUUCAUAGAAUUU
Molecule: messenger RNA, 4019 nt
Organism: Cryptomeria japonica (Japanese cedar)
Lineage: Eukaryota; Viridiplantae; Streptophyta; Pinopsida; Cupressales; Cupressaceae
Product: disease resistance protein RPV1
Exons: 6
Coding region: 214-3738 (1174 amino acids)
Biological process (GO): signal transduction; defense response
Molecular function (GO): ADP binding
Source: RefSeq, a predicted model, not a curated record